UAGCUGCCCCGCUCUUCCUGUUCCGUCCUCGGCUUCCUUACAACACCCCCACCUGCCAGAGCCGAGCCUCCCCAGGCCUUGCCUAACCUUAAGUGAGCCCUCAGUUCUUCUGGUUGCAGACGUUUCUUUAUCCCCAAUGAGAGAAGUGGUGGAUCCAGGUCUCUUAAGAGCUGGGAGUUGAGGGCACUAGCCAACGCACAGACCCGGCACCUCUGUCUCCGAAGACACUAGCACCCUCCAUGUGGAGCCAAGAUGGGGAACGGAACUGAGGAAGAUUAUAACUUUGUCUUCAAGGUGGUGCUGAUCGGAGAGUCAGGCGUGGGGAAGACCAAUCUGCUGUCCCGAUUCACACGCAAUGAGUUCAGCCACGACAGCCGCACCACAAUCGGGGUUGAGUUCUCCACCCGCACUGUCAUGCUGGGCACCGCUGCUGUCAAGGCUCAGAUCUGGGACACGGCUGGCCUGGAGCGAUACCGAGCCAUCACCUCAGCGUACUACCGCGGUGCAGUGGGCGCCCUCCUGGUGUUCGACCUAACCAAGCACCAGACCUAUGCCGUGGUGGAGCGCUGGCUGAAGGAGCUGUACGACCACGCCGAGGCCACUAUCGUCGUCAUGCUCGUGGGCAACAAGAGCGACCUCAGCCAGGCCCGGGAGGUGCCCACUGAUGAGGCCCGCAUGUUCGCUGAAAACAAUGGGCUGCUAUUCCUGGAGACCUCAGCCCUGGAUUCCACCAACGUGGAGCUGGCCUUUGAGACUGUCCUCAAAGAGAUUUUCGCGAAAGUGUCCAAGCAGAGGCAGAACAGCACACGGACCAAUGCCGUCACCCUGAGCAGUGCCCAGGCCGGGCAGGAGCCUGGCCCUGGUGAGAAGAGGGCCUGUUGCAUCAGCCUCUGACCUUAGCUGGCACCAGCCUUGCCCCAUGAGCUUUCUGGUGCUCCCCAGCCCCGUGCUCUGGGACCUUUCCCUGCCCUGUGGCUCCAGGUGUCAGAGUGGCCAGUUCCCUGUUCACAGCCCCCCAGAGCUCUAAGUUCUUCAUGUCCCACCAUCCCCCCUGUUAUCUGCCACCCCUCCCAGACUAAAGCCCUCAAAUAAAGCUGUUUUGUAUCAA
Messenger RNA from Phyllostomus discolor (pale spear-nosed bat), 1108 nucleotides. RefSeq names its product RAB25, member RAS oncogene family (gene RAB25). The transcript has 5 exons. NCBI's taxonomy places the organism in Eukaryota, Metazoa, Chordata, Mammalia, Chiroptera, Phyllostomidae. Gene Ontology annotation, molecular function: GTPase activity; GTP binding. Gene Ontology annotation, biological process: exocytosis. The coding region runs from base 253 to 894 and encodes 213 amino acids. Gene Ontology annotation, cellular component: recycling endosome. The record is from RefSeq and is a predicted model, not a curated record.